Messenger RNA from Triticum urartu, 1286 nucleotides. RefSeq lists its product as uncharacterized. The record is from RefSeq and is a predicted model, not a curated record. Lineage: Eukaryota; Viridiplantae; Streptophyta; Magnoliopsida; Poales; Poaceae. Gene Ontology annotation, molecular function: nucleic acid binding; 3'-5'-RNA exonuclease activity.
UUCGCAACCGUAGUUUUCGAGUACGCAAAAAAAAAAAACCUAGUUUUCGAUCUGAACUUUCCCCGAUCUCGACUCUCGAUCUCGAGCUUGCGCGCACUUGGGCGAACAUGGCGGCGCGCGGGCAGGGUCUGGAGCAAGAUUUCGAUUUCUUCGUGGUGGUCGACUUCGAGGCGACGUGCGUGAAAGACGGGCGGAUCUUCCCGCAGGAAAUCAUCGAGUUCCCCGCGGUGCUCGUCGACGGCGCCACCGGCCGCAUCGAGUCCGCGUUUCGCAGGUACGUUCGUCCCAAACAUCACCCUGUGCUGACCGAAUUUUGCAGGGAGCUCACCGGCAUCCGGCAGGAGGACGUCGACGGCGGCGUGGAACUCGGCGACGCGCUCUGGCUGCACGAUUCUUGGCUGAAGGCGGCGACGGCGGGAGCAGGGAACAAGAGAGGCGUCCGCUUGGCCGUGGUGACCUGGGGAGACUGGGAUUGCCGCACCAUGCUCGAGUUCGAGUGCCGCUUCAAGGGCAUCGAGAAGCCCUCCUACUUCGGUCAGUGGAUCAAUCUGAGGGUCCCCUUCCAGGCGGCGCUCGGCGGCGGAGGGCGGGUCAACCUGCAGGAGGCGGUCCGGGCGGCGGGGCUGGACUGGGAGGGCCGCCUGCACUGUGGGCUGGACGAUGCGCUCAACACGGCGCGGCUGCUUGCUGAGAUCAUGCGGCGCGGGGUCAAGAUCACCAUCACCGGCUCGCUGGCGCCGCCGCCGCCGAUCCAGCAGAAGCAGCAGCCUGGCGCAAGCCCUUGCGGUGGCUCACCGGCGCUGGCGCCGCCACCGAUCCAGCAGCAGCCGCCUCGCACAGGCCCUUGCAGUGGCACAUUUGCGCCGGUGCCGGCGCAGGCGCCGAUCCAGCAGAAGCAGCAGCAGCCGCCGCAGCCUCACAUAAUCAGCCCCUGCGGUGGCUCCUCCGCGACGUGCUUCUCGUACUGCGGGGUGGCGACCAGAGGAGCCAUGGAGCCAGGGCCGAUGCCGUCUGGAUGCGCCAACUGGAGGCCGGCCAUGGGACCUUACUUUCUGUGGAGCAACUGAACCAACGACCCAUGAGACAGAGAUUCAGAAUCCAGUGUCGCCCAGCUGCUAGUGUUGACAGAGAUUCAGAAUCAGAGUGUAGCUCAGCUGUUUCUACUAUACUCUACUCUAGGUGUGAUUGUUCACUGAAAUCGAACGUCACCAAUGGGGCAUGUAAUUGGUGUCUGAAUUAUUAGUAGCAUCAAUAUAAAUUUAGUUUGAGAGAAGUGCAUAUUUCAA